Messenger RNA from Hydra vulgaris (swiftwater hydra), 1245 nucleotides. The record is from RefSeq and is a predicted model, not a curated record. Lineage: Eukaryota; Metazoa; Cnidaria; Hydrozoa; Anthoathecata; Hydridae.
UUACAAAAUGUUAUGUCAUAUUUAUAAUAAAUAAUAAUGGUGUUACUAUUAUUAGUUAUAAUCAUGCCAAGAAAAUGUUCAAUAGUUAAUUGUACCACAAAUUAUUUAACAUCAACUUCAGAAGAAAAGCUUCAUGUUCACAUGUUUCCAAGUGACACACAAAAGUUACAAUAUUUGUUGUCAUCUAUUCCAAAUGCGUUUGAAAAAGUAACUUCAAAUAUGGGUGUGUGUGAAAAACACUGGCCACCAGGCUGCAAAAUGUACAAGCCUCCUCGAUCAAAGUUUGAGGUUCCUGUUGAUCCCCCAUCUAUUUUUCCUGGAUGCACAUCUUCAAUGGUGCGCCAAACAGUCUCAACACAACCAAGAUCUACAAAUAUAAAUAAAAUUUCUUUAACAUCACGAAAUGCAAUACCUGAUGAAUUGGAUGAUUUCAAUUAAAUUGAUUUAAUUAGAUUUUAUGAUGUUAAAAUAAUGUUGUCUGAAAUAAAAGAAAGAUAUCCUCAAUACUUUGCAUUCAUUGAAAAUUCAAAAGUCAUAUUGUUUGAUGUUUCUCGAUCAUGUCUACCUGAAACAAUAUUUUCUGUUGAAAUUAACUGUCAUUCACAUCAAGUUAAUAUUUAUUGUAGGCAUACAAAAGUUAACUGCUAUGACCUGCUUAGUUUUUCUCAUUUUCUUACUCGGUGAUCACAGCUUGAAGCUAUUGUCAAAAGAGUUUGUUCCUCUAGUCCUGAAAUAAAAGAUGAGGUAUUAAGUUCGAUUAGUCAAAUUGAAAAUACAUACAGUGAUACUUCUGAAGAAAUUUCUUUCCUCAUUGAACAACUACGCCUCACCACUUAUUCUCCAAAUGGACUGCGCUUUUCUACUUUAUGUAUACGUCGUGCACUUGAACUGUAUUUGUCCUCCAGAUGUUGUUAUAAACAUUUAAGAAAUCUGCUUUGUUUGCCCAGUCCAGAAAUCUGCUUUGUUUGCCCAGACUCUCAUUUCAAAAUUAGGAAGAGUUGGAGUUGGAAAUGAAAAAGAGUGCAAUAAUACAAUCAAAGUUGUUUUUGAAAAUUUUAAUAGUUCUGAAAAGCGUUGCUGCCUUCUCUUUGAUGAGAUGUAUAUUAAACCAAGUAUUAGUUUCAGAGGAGGAUACCUCAUUGGAUAUAGUGAGGACAAUCCCGCUAAAAUUGCAAAAACGUUAUUAGUCUUUAUGAUUAAACCUAUGUUCGGUAAGUAUCAAUCAAACUAGGAUACACUGACUUG